AUGUCAGCAGCGAAAGAGAAAGCGAAGGAAUCAUCCGAAGAGUCGGAGAAGGCCGUCGAGGUAGUUGACGAAAAGGCUGAUGCUGAUGACGAAGAAGAAGGGAUAACAACAAUAUCCAUUCACAAAUUAGUUGGUGUCUCUGGUAUAACUGAAGGCGAUGUGAAGAAGUUAGAAGAUGCAGGAUUUUACACGGUGCAAUCUGUUGCCUUCACACCCAAAAAACAAUUGAUCACCAUUAAAGGAAUUAGCGAGAACAAAGCAGACAAACUUCUUUUGGAGGCCACUAAAUUAGUACCAAUGGGGUUUGUUAAUGCAUCUGAUAUCAACACAAUACGAAAAGAGACAUUACGGAUUACUUCUGGCUCGAGAGAACUCGACAAAUUGCUUCAUGGAGGCUUUGAGACUGGAAGCAUUACAGAACUCUUUGGGGAGUUCAGAACAGGGAAAACACAACUGUGCCACCAACUCUGUGUCACAUCACAAUUGUCUAUUGAAGACGGUGGAACGGAAGGUCGAGCGAUGUACAUUGACACAGAAGGUACAUUUAGGCCGGAAAGACUGACACAAAUUGCAGAGCGGUAUAGUCUGAAUGCGGAAGAGGCUUUGAAUAAUGUUGUGGUGGCCAGAGCACACAACACCGAACAUCAGAUGUCUUUGUUACAAGCGGCGUCUGCGAUGAUGUCAAAAGACCGAUAUGGACUGAUCAUCAUUGACUCUGCAACUGCACUGUAUAGAACCGACUACAGCGGAAGAGGAGAAUUAGCCGCAAGACAAAUGCAUUUGGCCAAAUUUUUGAGAAGCUUACAGAGAAUGGCUGACGAGUUUUCUGUUGCUGUUGUGUUGACUAAUCAAGUGGUGGCACAAGUCGAUGGACAAGCCUCAAUGUUUGGAGGAGAUAACAAGAAACCGGUUGGUGGGAAUAUCAUUGCGCACGCAAGCACAACACGUCUGUACCUCAAAAAAGGCAAAGGAGAGUCGAGAAUCUGUAAGGUGUACGACAGUCCGUGCUUGCCGGAGUCAGAAGCUGCUUUUUCGAUUACGGACGGAGGGAUUGGAGAUGUUGAGGGCGAUUAA
Molecule: messenger RNA, 1074 nt
Organism: Entamoeba invadens IP1
Lineage: Eukaryota; Evosea; Mastigamoebida; Endamoebidae
Product: DNA repair protein rad51, putative
Exons: 1
Coding region: 1-1074 (357 amino acids)
Biological process (GO): DNA strand invasion; mitotic recombination; chromosome organization involved in meiotic cell cycle
Cellular component (GO): condensed nuclear chromosome
Molecular function (GO): ATP-dependent DNA damage sensor activity; single-stranded DNA binding; ATP binding
Source: RefSeq, a predicted model, not a curated record